UCGGAUCUUGCAGCUGAAAUGGCUGCUGCCUUAGCUUCUGCAUCGAUUGUAUUCAAAGACAACAAGAAAUACUCUAAAAAGCUAGUUCAUGGUGCCGAGACUCUUUAUCAAUUCGCUCGGGAUAAAAGGGGUAGAUACAGUGCUGAUAUUACAGAUGCUUCGAUUUUCUAUAAUUCCACUAGUUACUGGGAUGAGUUCAUUUGGGGUGCAACGUGGUUAUUUUAUGCUACUGGUAACACUUCUUACCUUGAACGCGCUACAUCAUGAGUUCUAGCGAAACAUGCUGGUGCUUUCUCUGGUGGCCCUAGUUAUGGUUCUUCUGAGCAGGUUAAGAAUUUUCUUGAGUCCUGGGUACCCAUAUGAAGAUAUGUUGAGCACUUUCAACAAACAGACCGAUUUAAUCAUGUGUUCUUACUUACCUGUUUUCAGGAGCUUUAAACGAACUAAAGGAGGUUUGAUACAAUUAAACCAUGGAGCUCCUCAGCCACUUCAAUUUGUUGUCCAAGCUGCAUUUUUAGCAACCCUAUAUGCCGAUUAUCUUGAUGCUGCCGGUAUACCAGGAUGGUAUUGUGGACUUAAUUUCUACGCAACUCAAGUAAUGCAUGAUUUUGCCAAAACCCAGAUUGAUUAUAUCCUUGGAAAGAAUCCUCGCAAGAUGAGUUAUGUUGUUGGCUACGGACAGCGUUAUCCAAAAUAUGUUCACCACAGGGCCGCAUCAAUUCCUAAGAAAAAAAUUAAAUAUACUUGUGAAGGAGGAUGGAAAUGGAGGGAUACUAAGAAGCCAGACCCUAACACAAUCAUUGGAGCCAUGGUUGGUGGACCUGACAAGCAUGAUGGCUUUCGCGAUGUGCGUUCAAGCUACUAUUACACGGAGCCAACACUUGCAGGUAAUGCAGGUUUGGUUGCUGCACUGGUCGCUUUAUCAGGUAAAGGCAAAGCUGCGACUUCCAUUGACAUGAGCACG
Molecule: messenger RNA, 964 nt
Organism: Papaver somniferum (opium poppy)
Lineage: Eukaryota; Viridiplantae; Streptophyta; Magnoliopsida; Ranunculales; Papaveraceae
Product: endoglucanase 25-like
Exons: 4
Biological process (GO): carbohydrate metabolic process
Molecular function (GO): hydrolase activity, hydrolyzing O-glycosyl compounds
Source: RefSeq, a predicted model, not a curated record